AUGAAGUCCGGCCUAUUAACUUUAGUCUAUUUGAUCCAUCUACUUCAGUUUAGCCGUGAACAGGAUGAAGCGGAGUACAAGGGGAACGUAAGCUAUGUCCCCACUGAAAGCACUACACUCGAAAUGUCUGAUUCCACCUCGGACCCCGUCGCAACCGAGGAGGACGAGUCCACGUCAUCAAAAGUCACUGAUAGUUCUGAUUCCACCUCGGACCCCGUCGUAACCGAGGAGGACGACUCCACGUCAUCAAGAGUCACUGAUAGUUCUGAUGAAGCGGAGUACAAGGGGAACGUAAGCUAUGUCCCCACUGAAAGCACUACACUCGAAAUGUCUGAUUCCACCUCGGACCCCGUCGUAACCGAGGAGGACGACUCCACGUCAUCAACAGUCACUGAUAGUUCUGAACUCACGACGGAAUUUAGGGAUGACGGCGAUGAGAGGGAGGUAGUAGCUAUCGACAACCCAUUGACAUCCACUGAUAGUUUCGAUUCCACCUCGGACCCCGUCGUAACCGAGGAGGACGACUCCACGUCAUCAACAGUCACUGAUAGUUCUGUGUCCACCCCGGGCAAGAUGGAAACCGAGGAUAAAGACUCCGCACUAACUACUGAUGUGUCCUCAACAGUCACUGAUAGUUCUGACAAGCCAACUAUUGGAUUUUGGUUUCAUUCCAUUUGGAGCCUUCUGUUGAUUUGUUGGGCUUUACAACUUGGAUAA
Molecule: messenger RNA, 717 nt
Organism: Dicrocoelium dendriticum
Lineage: Eukaryota; Metazoa; Platyhelminthes; Trematoda; Plagiorchiida; Dicrocoeliidae
Source: the annotation of a GenBank genome assembly